This is a messenger RNA of Anthonomus grandis grandis, 511 nucleotides long. It is a transcript of the gene Roc2, whose product is annotated as RING-box protein 2. Gene Ontology annotation, molecular function: zinc ion binding; cullin family protein binding; ubiquitin protein ligase activity. Gene Ontology annotation, cellular component: nucleus; Cul5-RING ubiquitin ligase complex. Bases 99 to 428 code for a protein of 109 amino acids. Gene Ontology annotation, biological process: ubiquitin-dependent protein catabolic process; protein ubiquitination. The record is from RefSeq and is a predicted model, not a curated record. NCBI's taxonomy places the organism in Eukaryota, Metazoa, Arthropoda, Insecta, Coleoptera, Curculionidae. The transcript is spliced from 2 exons.
CAGUGACAGUGACAUUGACUGAUCGGCUUUGUUUACAUUUUACAAAUAAAAACAUAUUUACGAAAUUUAGCAAAAAAAAACGAAGAUUUAGUCUAAUUAUGGCAGACGAGAAUGAUAACGAACGAAUGGAAAACGAAAAUCAAAAAGGCGAAAAGAUGUUCACGUUAAAAAAAUGGAACGCGGUGGCUAUGUGGAGCUGGGACGUCGAAUGUGACACUUGUGCCAUUUGCAGAGUACAAGUUAUGGAUGCCUGCCUAAGGUGCCAAGCGGAAAGCAAAAAAGACACCUACGGCAAACAGGACUGCGUGGUCGUGUGGGGCGAGUGCAACCACUCAUUUCACUACUGCUGUAUGUCAUUGUGGGUGAAACAGAAUAAUCGGUGCCCCCUUUGCCAACAGGAAUGGUCCAUACAGCGCAUGGGAAAGUAAACAUUAUUUAUUUUAGGCUUUAUAUUAUUAUAAGUUUAAGUUUUUAUUGUUUUAGAAUAAAAUUAAUAUAGACCAAUAAGUUC